This is a messenger RNA of Haemonchus placei, 133 nucleotides long. NCBI's taxonomy places the organism in Eukaryota, Metazoa, Nematoda, Chromadorea, Rhabditida, Trichostrongylidae. The record is from the annotation of a GenBank genome assembly.
CAACGAAUAAUUUCUCGUCCUCGGGAUGAACGUGGAACCCUUUUUGGGCACACGAUUCCACCACACUCAUGCCAUACGACGUCAGUACGAAUGUGCCAACCCUAAAAACAAACCCAUUGCUACAACCUCGUAG